CAAACACUGGCGCGUUGGAAAUGCAGUCAGCGAAGUGAGGAAUUCAACAGCAACAAUGCCGAGUUUUCUCCUUCUAGACAUGCAUCUUUUUGUCCAGUGCAUUUUGUACCUAACCCUCUUUGUGCUUGGUUUUGUGGUUUCAAUUCCUUUGGGCGUCACCACAUCAGAUUUUGAUGGACACUGCAUACUGUAUGGUGACAUUAGCUGGAAGAAUGAAACAUUCUUUACUUACAAAAUGUCAUCUAAUAUCAACUGCUCAUUGGGAAUUUACUUUGCUGUAUUUGCCUGCAUUUUUUAUGGUCUAGCCAUGGCUAUAUACUAUGGUUAUGCCAUCACCAGAAAGGAUCCAAAUAUUGGAUUUCAGAUGUGGGUGAUGCCAUUCAUCCUUGUUACUGCACUGGCAGCUAUUGUGUCUUUUAUUGCAUCCUGUAUUAUAAGCGUUGGUUUCAAGCAAUUCUGUGACAGUCUUGUUGACAGGCCAAAAGUUCCACUUUCAAGCUGCAGAGAUGGUUCAAAAAUUAACUGGAAUAUAUUGGGUAACACCAGUAUCAACCCAUCACACUAUUUUGCAUACUUAACAGUAACACAGCUAGCCUCCUGGAUAACAUUCCUCGUCUGGUCAGCACAACUGAUAUUACUGAUUCUGCGCUUUGUGAGAAACCGAAGACUGCGAUCUAAAGGCCAACUGCAGGAUACACAAGCAUCACCGGCAUCAUCUGGGCCCGAUGAUCUUCAGAAGAUUGCUUCAGUUCAACCCACUGCAUGAGUUCGUGUAGCUGGAGGUUUUAUUUCCUGGUUGCUGUAACAACUGGUAGAUAACUCGUACUAAAAGUUUAUUCUUGGAUAGCUGUAACCACUUAAUGGGAGAAAUCACAAAUGUGUUCUUCAUUACACGCUUAUUUCAAACAUUUUUUGGUUGUUAUAGUAAUGCCUGUUUGUAUGUACCCAGUACCUUUUUAACGAGAAAAAUGAUGGAAGCUAUUGGAAUGGACAGUUAUGGUGUUCUUGAUACAGAAACAUCAUGUUAUCACUUUUUAAUAUUGAGCCGAAUUUAUGAAGCCUGGUUUUUCUUAAAGGUAGGGUCAACUCAAACAAGAGCCUUAUCUGUUGGAAAGAUGCAUACCCGGACCACCAACACAUACUGAUACUUUAGCAA
Gigantopelta aegis is the source of this 1156-nucleotide messenger RNA. Its product is annotated as transmembrane protein 179-like. The record is from RefSeq and is a predicted model, not a curated record. The transcript is spliced from 5 exons. The coding region runs from base 56 to 766 and encodes 236 amino acids. Lineage: Eukaryota; Metazoa; Mollusca; Gastropoda; Neomphalida; Peltospiridae.